Molecule: messenger RNA, 2598 nt
Organism: Sphenostylis stenocarpa
Lineage: Eukaryota; Viridiplantae; Streptophyta; Magnoliopsida; Fabales; Fabaceae
Source: the annotation of a GenBank genome assembly
AUGGCGCCUCCCCUGGCCAAAGUUCUGAUGGUCGCAGAGAAACCUAGCAUCGCUCUAUCUAUUGCUUCUGUUCUCUCUCGCUCUCAGGUACUCAUUUCGCAUCCUCUCCAAAUUCACGGUGAGUGGCAUGCAAAGCAAGAAAUUCUCUAUUACGAUGCUGUUGCACAACUUCCAUAUGAUCAAAGGAAGGAAAAGAUAGUGCACCAUGUAGAUUUUCCUGCUAAAUAUCAAGAUUGGUCAGCCACAGAUCCGUUAGAUCUUUUUCAGGCUCAGGUUAUAAAGAAUGAGUCAAACCCAAAGUGUACUGGUUUCAAAACAAAUGAUACUUAUCGUGCACGGUUCUCUUCUGUUACUGAGAAAGAUGUUGUGAAUGCUUUAGAUAACCUUGUCAGACCUAACAAAGACGAGGCAUUAGCUGUAGAUGCUAGGCAAGAGAUAGAUUUGAAGGUUGGAGUUGCCUUUACUCGAUUUCAAACAAGUUAUUUCCAGGGAAAAUAUGGGAACCUAGAUUCCAGGUUGUUGAUUAUGAUGAUGAUUGUGAUGGAACCAAAUGAGAAGGACUACCACAGGGGUAGUGAGCUAGCACAUGAGGACAAAAAGUUUGUUUACAACAGUAGACAGGUGGCAAAAGAUCACGAAAAGAGGGGAGUGCGAACAACCAGAGAGAGGAAACCAAAUCCCAAAUUACUUGAUUACGAGAAAUGUCAGCCAGUUGAGACUACUGAAUCACACAAGUCUGCUAACAUCUUUAAGUCCACAAUGCUUAAAAGCCUCGAUCUGUUUCUGCAAGUCAAAAAGAAAAGACUGAUCAAAUUUUUUAUUCUUCUUGCAAAUACUGCUGAUCUCAAGAUCAGCUUGGACCUGAGACUGUUUUUGAUUGUGCUAAUUGCUGCCAAUGUCAGCUAUGGACCGUGUCAGACUCCUACUUUAGGAUUUUGCGUGCAGCGGUAUUUACAAAUAAACACUUUCAAGCCAGAAAAGUUUUGGAGUUUGCACCCUUACAUAAUUCAAAAUGGCUAUGAAAUUCAGCUAGAAUGGCAACGUGGGAAAUUGUUUGACAUAAAUGUUGCUAUGAUGUUUCAAAAGCUGGUUUCCGAGGAUGGACUUUUGGAAGUUACUGAAAUAUCAGAAAAGCAAGAAACCAAAAGUCGCCCUGUUGGUCUAAACACAGUGAAUCUUCUAAAGGUUGCUUCAAGUGCUCUAGGAUUUGGACCUCAGAUGGCUAUGCAACUAGCUGAACGGUUGUAUACUCAAGGAUUCAUCAGCUAUCCACGCACGGAAAGUACAGCAUACCCUCCUUCAUUUGACUUUCGUGGUGUACUCUCUGCACAAGCAAAUAAUCCAACAUGGGGUAAUUAUGUACAAGGGCUACUUACCACUGGUUAUCAAAAGCCUCGAUUGGGAACAGAUGCAGGUGACCAUCCUCCCAUUACUCCAAUGAUAUCAGCAGCAGAAGAUAUGCUGGGCAAUGAUGCUUGGAAGCUGUACCAAUAUAUUUGUCAACACUUCAUAGGUACAGUGUCUCCCGACUGCAAGUAUAUAAGGAGAAAGGUUGAGUUUUCCAUUGGCGGAGAGUCCUUUCAUUGUAUAGGGCAGCAGGUUGUCACCAAAGGAUUUACUGCUAUUAUGCCUUGGUUGGCCUUAAAUGAUAAAAAUAUUCCAUCGUUUAUAAAAGGGCAGAAAAUAGAAGUAUCAAAACUGGAGUUCUAUGAGGGGAGUACCAGUGCUCCAGAUUACCUUACCGAAAGUGAGCUGAUAUCCCUGAUGGAGAAGAAUGGAAUAGGAACAGAUGCAUCAAUUCCUGUACACAUUAACAACAUAUGUGAGCGGAAUUAUGUGCAGGUACAAGCAGGCAGAAAGCUUGUCCCAACCACAUUAGGCAUAACAUUAGUAAGAGGUUACCAAACUAUAGAUCCAGAUCUCUGCCUGCCUGAUAUUCGUAGCUUCAUUGAGCAACAAAUUACUCUUAUUGCCAAGGGUCAGGUGGAUCAUCGUCAUGUGGUGCAGCAUGUAAUCCAACAGUUCAAGCAGAAGUUUAGUUACUUUGUCAAAAAGAUUGAAGACAUGGAUGCAUUGUUUGAAGCACAGUUUUCUACGCUUACCGAUUCAGGACGAAUUCUGAGUAAAUGUGGUAAAUGCUUGAGAUAUAUGAAGUACAUUUCUACUCAGCCUUCACGAUUGUAUUGUGGUACAUGUGAGGAGGUCUAUUAUCUUCCACAGAAGGGAGCAAUCAAGCUGUACAAAGAGCUGUCUUGUCCUUUAGACAAUUUUGAGCUUUUGAUUUGCUCCAUGCCUGGUCCGGAUGGUAAAUCAUUCCCACUAUGCCCAUACUGCUACAGUAAUCCCCCAUUUGAAGGCAUUGAAGCACUCAUCAAUACCGCUAAAACUGGUACUGCUGGCAAGAUUGGCAAGGGAGCUGGCAUGCCCUGCAGCCUAUGCCCUCAUCCCAGUUGCCCAAAUUCUCUGGUUUCCCAGGGUGCUGGCUCAGCUCAGCUCAGCACAGCAAAAUUAAUUCUUAAAACGCACCACACAACACCCACCCUUCUAAGCACUGCGCUUCUGCUCUCUCCCCUUCUCUCUCUGCAACUGCAAGCUUAG